This is a messenger RNA of Bicyclus anynana (squinting bush brown), 2329 nucleotides long. RefSeq names its product putative RNA polymerase II subunit B1 CTD phosphatase Rpap2. Gene Ontology annotation, cellular component: nucleus; cytoplasm. The record is from RefSeq and is a predicted model, not a curated record. Gene Ontology annotation, molecular function: RNA polymerase II CTD heptapeptide repeat phosphatase activity; RNA polymerase core enzyme binding. NCBI's taxonomy places the organism in Eukaryota, Metazoa, Arthropoda, Insecta, Lepidoptera, Nymphalidae. The transcript has a single exon. Bases 246 to 2120 code for a protein of 624 amino acids.
ACAGAAUAAUAUGACAGUCUUAUUUUUUGUCUAUGGCACUUUCUUUCUUGUCUAUGGCACUGUCAAAGUCGUGUCAAGUGUCAGUGUCAAAAGUCAAUGUCAUUGUCAUUUUCAAAGUUUCGUCUUGCUUGUGUGAAUGUAAUUGAUGUUUAAAUUUAUUUUAUUAAAAAUUAAAAUAAGAAAUAAGAAUAGAACUUUAAAACAUUUAUGUAGAGUUAUAUAUUAUAUUAUUUUACUGUUGAAAGAUGGAUGCGCAGGCAAAAAAACCAGCUAAAAGACCUACUAAAAUCGAAGAAUUGACGAAGGAGCAAGUAAGACAAGCAAUCGUAAAGAAACGCGAAUGCAACUCCAAAGCGCAAAGAAUAGUGGAGAGUUUGCUAGAUAAACACAUACUGGAGGAUUAUUUCCUUAAAUGCUUGCCUGAUAUCAACCAAACUCACUUGGAAGACGUGAUUGAAGAGAGAUCUAUACUACAUCUAUGCGGUUAUCCCCUGUGCCAUAAAACCUUGUCAGAGAAAGAUAUACCUAAACAAAAGUACAGAAUAUCUAUGAAAACGAAUAAGGUUUACGACAUAACUGCAAGGAAAAGUUUCUGCAGUAACAUAUGUUAUAAAUCUGCAAUGCAUGUUAAAAAGCAAAUGUUAACAAGUCCUUUGUGGUUCAGGGACUAUGAAAAGAUACCAGUUAUAUAUCUUUUGCCAUUAAAUUCAGUGGGGAGCAUGGGGCAAGAAAUUGAUUUGAGCUUAACUGAAAAAAUUGUCUCAACGUCAGACAGACAGACCUUUACAUCUGUAAAUGAUUUUGCAAACGCCACACUUAACGAGGUAGAUGAUAAUAAAAACAGCAACAACACAAAUAACAAUCAAUCACAUAUAAUUGAAAAUGCAAACAAUAUUUUUGUGGCAGCAAAGGAUAAUAAAAUUGAAAAAAUAGAUCAUAGUACUGAUGAUAGUUCAAAUAAUAUAUCUACAGAUUGUAAUGGACCACCAUUAGAGACAACUGUUAAAAACGAAUUUAUAAAUCUAAACACAAACACAAAUAAAAUUGGUGAUACAAAUGAUGAGCAAGAUAUCAAACCAAUAGAUCUUAGAAUAAUAAACAAACCAACUACAGCAAUGACUUCAGUGAAAGAAACCCAACCUGUAAAGAAUAUAACGAAAAAUCCACUCAACAUUGUAGGUGAUGUGAUAGAGAAAGCGGUGAAACCUGUUGAUCCUAUACUAGUAUAUGUACCACAGACAAAUAAAUCAGAAACAAAAUGCACUGUAAACAAUAAAAAGUUACCACAAAAGAAACAACCAUCAAUUGCAGCAAUAACAAUAGAAGUUGAAAAAUGUUUAGCAGAGUGGUUCACCAUAGACACAUUACUCUUUAUAUUUGGUGAAGACAAAGUCAAAGAGAUGGUUGCCUACAAAGGAGAAUGCAUUAAAGAUUAUUUGAACAACUAUUCCAAACAUAUCUCAUACAGUUCCAAUACAUAUGACCAAUACCAAGCUCUGUGUAAGAAAUUAAAAAUGUUGGAAUUAGAGGAUAAGAGAUUUGAUUUGCAAACAUUGGGUCGGGAGUCCAAGCCACUGCCAGACUACAGCAUACUGAAAGAGGAAAGUAAGAAAAUGCAGUUAAAAGUUAAAGCUUUCUUCUCUGCACAAACUGAGAUUCCCAUACCAAAUGAAACCUCUGAAAACACAGAUGAAAAUAUUGAAGAAGAGAAUAAAACACAAUUACCUUUAGUAGAUAAAAAUGCACAGAAUGCUUUAAGAAGGAGAAUAGUUUGCAAACAUUUGAACAAAGUACUACCGGACAUACUUCGAUCUUUAGGCUUAUACAGUUCAAUCAGUUCCGACAUAUGUCUACUAGUUAAUACAUUUAAAUUAAAAGCUAACAAUAUUAUGUUUAAGCCAAUACAGUGGACUCUGAUAGCUAUAGUAUUUAUUAAAUUGCUUUCACUGAGAAAUAGUGGGUUGAAGAUCUUAUUGGAGCAACCAAUGGCAUUCCAGCAUAUGCAGUUAAUGCUUUUGAGUUAUAAACAAGACGGUGGUUACUUAGAUAGGUUAAUCUCUUGGCUCACAGAUAUAGAUCGCUUGUUGGAUGUUAAUGAUACUCAGUUGACUGUUGAGUAGUGUGGAUUUAUAUUUCUGUGUUGUGGUCUGCCCAUUUCACAAAAUUAUGCAAUCAUAAAGCAUUAAUUUGUGUUAAGUUUGUGAUGUGAUUAAUACUUUUGAUAAUAGUAUCUCAGAUCAACAUGAAAAUCUGACUUUAAGUAGUAUAAUUUAUGUGAUAACUAUUUAUAAUUAUUUUUUAUUGUAAUAAAUAUUAUUAAUUUAAGAAA